Messenger RNA from Myripristis murdjan (pinecone soldierfish), 1976 nucleotides. RefSeq names its product protein arginine methyltransferase 3 (gene prmt3). Gene Ontology annotation, biological process: peptidyl-arginine methylation, to asymmetrical-dimethyl arginine; chromatin remodeling. The transcript has 16 exons. The record is from RefSeq and is a predicted model, not a curated record. The coding region runs from base 108 to 1709 and encodes 533 amino acids. NCBI's taxonomy places the organism in Eukaryota, Metazoa, Chordata, Actinopteri, Holocentriformes, Holocentridae. Gene Ontology annotation, molecular function: histone methyltransferase activity; protein-arginine N-methyltransferase activity. Gene Ontology annotation, cellular component: nucleus.
UAUCAGAGCAAUGUCACCGAGCGACAUCUAGUGGUCGUUGCUCGGAAGCGCCACUUCUCCGUCCUGACGUAAUCAAGCCGGAAGUCGGUCGAAAUCAAGGCGACAUCAUGGCGGAAUACACAAACCCACAGGGUGGCGCAGCGGCUGAGAGAGCUGAUGAUGCGGCUGAUGAGAUGCCAGAGCUCUCGGACAGUGACGAUGAUGAUGAUGAGCAGCAGUGGCAGUCGAUGGAGGAAGACAGCUCAGAAGACAGACAGGCAGUUCCCUGUCUGUUCUGUGACAGGUUGCUUAACUCUGUACCGAACACACUACAGCACUGCUCAGCUGAUCACCACGUCAACCUUGUAGAUGUGAUAAGAACACACAAUUUGGAUGACUACGGAUACAUAAAGAUGAUCAACUUUAUACGGGCCACAAAGUGUGACGCGUCAAGCCUGACAGGGCUACCGGAUGCUGCCCUGCCCUGGGAGAGUGAAGACUUCCUGCGGCCGGUCCUGCAGGACGACCCUCUGCUGCAGACAGACCCUGAGGAGCUGUGUGGCAGUGAAGGGUCGGCGCCAUGGGCAGGCCCUUCGUCCCGGGAUGCUCUGCAGAGAAUGCUGGCUGCUGAGGAAAGAGCCUGUCGCUCAGAGGAGGCACUGACCAGGGCCAUGGAUGACCUGCACAGACUCAAGCUCCUGGCCCAGGGUUUGGUGCUUAAUACAGAAAGCAGCAGGGGAUCGGGGAACCUGGGCGCUGUAGCAGAGCUCAGAGAGGACGAGGAUGAGGCCUACUUCAGCUCCUAUGGUCAUUACGGCAUCCACGAGGAGAUGCUGAAGGAUAAGGUGCGCACAGAGAGUUACCGUGACUUUAUGUACCGCAAUCCAGAGGUGUUCAAAGACAAGGUGGUGUUAGAUGUGGGCUGUGGGACUGGCAUACUGUCCAUGUUUGCUGCUAAAGCUGGAGCCAAGAAGGUUAUAGGAGUGGACCAAUCAGAAAUCAUUUAUCAGGCCAUGGACAUAGUAAGGUCCAACCAGUUAGAGGACAGGAUCACUCUCAUCAAAGGCCGCAUAGAGGACAUCAACCUCCCAGUGGAAAAGGUGGACAUCAUCAUCUCAGAGUGGAUGGGCUACUUCCUGCUCUUUGAGUCCAUGCUGGACUCCGUCCUUUAUGCCAGAGACCUCUACCUGGCUGACGGGGGAUCAGUUUAUCCAGACCUUUGUAACAUCAGCCUGGCAGCAAUAGGAGAUGCACAAAAGCAUCACGACCGCAUUGCAUUCUGGGAUGACGUUUAUGGCUUCAACAUGGCAUGCAUGAAGAAGGCUGUGGUGCCAGAGGCUGUGGUGGAGGUUGUCAAAGCAGACACGCUCAUCUCUGAACCCACAACCAUAACGGCAAUUCAUUGUAACACAGUGCGUCUCUCUGAGCUGGACUUUGCAUCAGACUUCAGCCUGAAGAUAACACACACCACAAACUGCACGGCAAUUGUCGGCUACUUUGACAUUUUCUUUGACAAAGGCUGCAGCAACAAGGUGAUGUUCUCCACGGGUCCUCAGGCCACCACGACCCACUGGAAACAGACUGUUUUCCUACUGGAGAGCCCUGUUCCUGUCCAGGAAGGGGAGGAGCUUCAAGGGAAAAUCACGGUGCGUAAAAACAAGAAGGACCCUCGCUCCCUAUUGGUCACUUUUGACAUCCAAGACAGAAAACACACUUACAGCCUACAGUAAUGUCAGCCGUCACAUGGCUACUGAAAAUGGAUCACUGUUUUUUAAGAGGAAGACACUGUCUCUUGCUGAUGUUGAAAACAUCCAGAUGACUGCACCAAAGAGAUCAUCUAGAAAAGAGGAGUUACACAAAUAGCAGUAACACAAUAAAGGUUUUCUUGAACUUUCAUGUAUUGGCACACUGAAGAAGUAGGACAAAAUUUAACACAGAGUUUUGAUGUUUCAAACAUUGUAACUUUUGUGCCUUGUAAUAAAAACCUAUGAUAAAUG